AUGAGAACAGGUGGCUUCCCUCCUGUUCCUGGGGGGAUGUGGAAAAGAAAACUCACCAUCAGCAGGACUCGAGCCUCGCGGAGACACAGCCUGGCUCCAGCUGAAAAAACAGAAGUAUUGAGUGAAGAUCUACUACAGGUGGAGAAGCGUCUGGAGCUGGUGAAGCAGGUGUCUCACAGCACUCACAAGAAGCUGACAGCAUGUCUGCAGGGACAGCAGGGCGUGGAAGUGGACAAGAAGUCUGUCAGAUCUCCAUCGAAAAAGCUGCCCCUGACGACGCUGGCCCAGUGCAUGGUGGAGGGCUCCGCGGUGCUCGGGGACGACUCGCUCCUGGGGAAGAUGUUGAAACUCUGUGGAGACACGCAGGACAAGCUGGCCCAGGAGCUGAUCACCUUCGAGCUCACCAUCGAGAGGGACGUGGUGGAGCCGCUUUACGACCUGGCAGAGGUGGAAAUCCCAAAUAUCCAGAAACAAAGGAAACAUUUAGCAAAGCUGGUCCUGGACAUGGACUCGGCCCGGACGCGGUACUUCCAGUCCACCAAAUCUUCCGGACUGUCCAGUAACAUUCAGCCGACGGGGGCCAAGGCGGACCACCUCAGGGAGGAGAUGGAGGAGGCAGCCAAUCGCAUGGAGAUUUGUAGAGAUCAACUAUCAGCCGACAUGUACAAUUUUGUGGCCAAAGAAAUUGACUAUGCAAGUUACUUCCAGACGAUGAUCGAGGCUCAGGCCGAGUACCACCGGAAGUCAUUAGAGCUGCUCCAGAGUGUUCUGCCCCAGAUCAAAGCCCAACAGGAGUCCUGGGUGGAGAAGCCCUGUUACGGCAAACCAUUAGAGGACCACUUAGCACUCAGUGGGAGAGAUAUUGCCUUUCCCAUAGAGGCCUGUGUCACUAUGCUGCUGGAGUGUGGGAUGCAGGAGGAGGGUUUGUUUAGAAUCGCUCCUUCGGCCUCAAAACUAAAGAAGUUGAAAGCCUCGUUGGACUGUGGAGUUCUGGACGUCCAGGAGUACAGUGCAGACCCUCACGCCAUCGCAGGGGCUUUGAAAUCCUACCUUCGUGAACUGCCUGAACCACUGAUGACCUUGGACCUGUACAAUGAUUGGAUACAGGCAUCAAACAUCCAAGACCAAGAUAAGCGACUCCAGGCUCUGCUCGGCGCCUGCGAAAAACUACCACCAGCGAACGGCAACAAUUUUAAGUAUUUGAUAAAGUUCCUCUCCAAACUCACUGAAUACCAAGAACUGAACAAGAUGACACCGGGGAAUAUCGCCAUUGUCCUGGGACCCAACCUGCUCUGGACACACAAUGAAGGAAACAUCACAGAAAUGAUGACAACCGUUUCCCUCCAAAUCGUCGGCAUCAUCGAGCCAAUUAUCCAACAUGCCGACUGGUUCUUCCCUGGAGAGAUCGAGUUUAACGUCACUGGGAACUACGGCAGCCCGGUGCACACAAACCACAACGCCAACUACAGCCUGAUGCCGUCUCCGGACAUGGAGCAGAUCGAGCGGAAACAGAACGACCAGUGCAGGCGGCCCCUCAGCGUCGCCACGGACAACAUGAUGCUGGAGUUUUACAAGAAAGACGGCAUUAGGAAGAUCCAAAGCAUGGGCAUCAGGGUCAUGGACACUUCCUGGGUGUCACGCAGGGGCCCCCGUAAAUGUUCGUCCACGCCGCCCCACGUGCACCCGCCCAGCCCGCCCAUCGACGAGCGCUCUGUCACCCCCUCCCCAACCCCUCUGCCCAAUAGCAGCGACCGCGCCAGCUCUGACGAUGCGUCCUCCAAUUGGUCGGACUCCUGUUACACGUACCCCUCCCCUGAAGAGGAGAGGCCGCCGCCCCCUUACCCUUACUCCUCCUCCCUCUCCUCUUCCUCCUCCGGUUCUGCCUUUUCCGCCCCCCAUCACCACUUCUACACCCGAGCACCCCCCGGUAUGCGCCCCACCGCCCCGUACCCAGAGCCUGCCUCCCCGCCCGGCCCGUCCCCCCCCCCUCGCUGGUCCGUGUUUAGCCCCCCCACGCUCUCCUCCGCUUCUUUCUGCUCUCUGGACGUCAACUCUAACCCAAAGUCCGAACCCCAGCAUGCGCCCCUCGCCUCCGAAGCGAACGGGUCGAGCCUUUAUAUCAAACCUCCGCUCGUUCUCACACGCCACGAUCUGCUCCCAAACUGCCCCCCCAGACCCUCCAGCACCCCCCUGUCCGCCCCCCCUCCCUGGUCGGCCUGUGCCUGUACCAAAGACAGAGGCGCCAGGCUGAAUAGUACUCUGAAGAACAAGGAGCUGUCUCCAGUCAUUGGACAGAAAGGGCUCCAGGGAACAGUGACCUCUUGUGGCCCCUCGGUGCUCUCAGAACACAGCCCACAUUCACUCAGAAGAGCAAAGAAACUCGCUCCUAUCCCGCCUAAGCCCCCUUACUCCCAGUCGGGGGCCAUCUCAGACCAGUCGACAGGUCAGCCCUCCCCGGUCAGCCUCUCGCCCACGCCCCCCAGCACCCCCUCCCCGUACGGCUUCAGCUACCCUCAAGGUUACGCCACCAUAGGAUCUCCCAUACAAGUGCAGUCAGCCACCACGCCCUCGCUCUCCUCCCCUCCCUCUCUGGCCGGGACCCUCACUAAGGCCAGACCCACGCCCAAGCCGCCUCGGAAUAGACCCAGCCUGCCCCCGCCUCAGCCCCCCAGCACCCCCGGGACCAGUCCUCAGCCUCUAGACCACUCCAGCGGGCUCCUAGAAGGACUAUCGCAGGGAGAGAGCAUGUCCACAGAUUCUUUCUGCAACCUGGAGAUCCCAGUCAUCAACAUGGAGCUGGACAGUAUUUUUGACAUUCCUCACAUCUCAAACUUCAGAAACUCAUUGACAUUUUACGACCUCAGCCACAAGGGGGCGGAGUCUGAGGAGGAGUCAGAAAGCACAGUGCUAUGA
Knipowitschia caucasica is the source of this 2913-nucleotide messenger RNA. Lineage: Eukaryota; Metazoa; Chordata; Actinopteri; Gobiiformes; Gobiidae. The record is from the annotation of a GenBank genome assembly.